Molecule: messenger RNA, 636 nt
Organism: Sparassis crispa
Lineage: Eukaryota; Fungi; Basidiomycota; Agaricomycetes; Polyporales; Sparassidaceae
Exons: 6
Coding region: 1-636 (211 amino acids)
Biological process (GO): endoplasmic reticulum to Golgi vesicle-mediated transport; intracellular protein transport
Cellular component (GO): endoplasmic reticulum membrane; endoplasmic reticulum
Source: RefSeq, a predicted model, not a curated record
AUGACAGUCUACUACACUCUCACAUUUAUGCUCCUCGCGGCAGAGAUGGUGACCUUCUGCUUCCUUGUCGCACCGCUACCGUACGCGGUCAGGAAGCGUCUUUUCAGGUUCCUUUCAGAAAGCCCUCUCGUGGCGAAGCUGGCAUAUGGCGUCAAGAUCGCAUUCAUAUUCGUAGCGAUAUUGUUCGUGGAUGCGGUGCAGAGGAUGUGGCGGGUGACCGCGGAGAGCGACCUUGCAAGAAGCAGCGGGCAGGGAACGGCCGACAUGAGGUCAGAAACUAACUUGGCUGCUCGCAAGUUUUAUUCUCAACGCAACACGUAUCUGACCGGGUUCUGCUUGUUUCUUUCCCUCGUCCUCACUCGCACCUUUUACAUCAUCCUUGACCUCAUUCAUACUCAGGAGGAGUACGCCAAGCUGAAGCAGGAGACCGCCAAGAGCUCUCGCAGCCAACUUGCAGCACAAGACCAGACCAAGCAAAUCGAGGAGCUGAAGAAGAAACUUACCGCCAGCGAGGAGAAAGCUAAGGACUACGAGGUCGUAAAGAAGCAGGCGGAGCAGAAUGCCAAGGAGUACGACAGGCUUGCAUCCGAGUUCAACUUGAAGACAGGAGCCGUGUCUGACAAGCGCAAGGACUAG